AUGAGUUCUGUACUUAUAUUUGGUGCUGCUUGUCUUGAUUACAUAGCUCAAGUUAAUCAUUUUCCUCAACUAGAUGAAAAACUACGUACAAAUUCUUUAACGAUAUGUGGUGGUGGUAAUGCUGCUAAUACGGCUACAUGUCUAAGUCGUUUAGAUAUAAAAUUAAAACUUCUAACAAAAAUUGGUAAUGAUUUAAAUGGUGAAAAAAUUCUUCGAGAUUUUCAGGAAGAAAAAAAUAUUGAUACAACAUUAAUUCUUAUUCAAUCAUUAACAACAAGUCCGUUGACAUAUAUUAUUGUUGAUAAAGAAACAAAUACUCGUACAUGUUUAUAUAGUGCAAAUAAUGAACAAAUUCUUCUGAAUGAUAUUAAUUCAAAUUGUUUAAAUGAAAUAAAUUUUAUUCAUUUUGAUAGUCGUUCAACUGAAGCUGCUGUCUAUUUGGCAAAUUUAGCUAAAGAAAAAUCUAUUCUAUGUUCACUUGAUCUCGAACGUGAUAGACCUUAUUUAAAUGAAUUAAUUCCAUUAAUGGACUAUAUCAUAACAACAGAAAAUUAUUCACAGAAUGUUUGUAAGGAUUCAUCCUAUAUACAAACAGCAAAACGUUUUCUUCUUCAUACUUGUCAAUUUGUUAUAAUAACAUGUGGAAAAAAUGGAAGUAUACUUAUUGAAAAAUUAAAGAAAAAUUCAUUAUCUCAAAUAAAGAAAUCGAAUCCGAAUGAAAGUAUAGUUACACAAGAAAUUUGUCAAUUAGAUGGAGAAGAUUUUCUUCUAUGGAAAUGUACAGCAUGGCCUAUAGAAUUACAGGAUAUUAUCGAUACAACAGGUAGUGGUGAUGCAUUUAUUGGUGGAAUUAUUUAUGGACUUUUAAGAAGAAAAGAUCUAUGGUCAAAAGAUCAAUUACUUCGGUUUGCUUCUUAUAUAGCUAUGUGUAAACUAAAAGGUAUCGGAGCACGUUCUUCAUUACCAUAUAUUUCAGAGAUUGAUAUGAAUUUAUUUCAUUAA
Adineta steineri is the source of this 1002-nucleotide messenger RNA. Lineage: Eukaryota; Metazoa; Rotifera; Eurotatoria; Adinetida; Adinetidae. The record is from the annotation of a GenBank genome assembly.